Messenger RNA from Xiphias gladius (swordfish), 3800 nucleotides. RefSeq names its product MCF.2 cell line derived transforming sequence a (gene mcf2a). The coding region runs from base 394 to 3735 and encodes 1113 amino acids. Lineage: Eukaryota; Metazoa; Chordata; Actinopteri; Istiophoriformes; Xiphiidae. The record is from RefSeq and is a predicted model, not a curated record. Gene Ontology annotation, biological process: dendrite development; intracellular signal transduction. Gene Ontology annotation, cellular component: cytoplasm. The transcript has 30 exons. Gene Ontology annotation, molecular function: guanyl-nucleotide exchange factor activity; protein binding.
ACUGCUGCCGAGAGAGGGACAGUCUAUCGGCACUAGUGUGUCUGAGGGGAAAAGCACGUCACACCCAGUUUGGGCAACAACAGGACAGCAGACCACUGUUUUCUUCUUAUGUAGACAGGUCUUCUGGUGUAGCUGUGCUGUUCAGUGUGGAGGCUCUCUAUGCAGCUCAAGGUCAGGAAGUCCCAGCAGCAGCCUUGGAACUGUCCCAUCUGGAUCUUGUGACCCGCAGAGGCAAGUGGGCCUAAUUUUCCCUGUUGUAGCACCCAACCUCUAUAUGCAGACACUAUGGAGGACUAUAGGACUCUGAAGACGAUGUGAGGCCUGGACUAUUGUCAAUACCUCCCACGACAGCGUCAGUAUUCCUUGCCUGAUCCUGUAUCGGAGUCGAGGGGAAUGGGCCCAGCCUCACUGCAGGAGGGGAGAGAGCUGGAGAAAGAGUCCAAGGAGGAGAUGGAGAGCUACCACUGCCUUCUGCAGGCUGGCUCCCAGCUUGAGAGCAUUCUGCAGCAGGUGACUGUCCCUGUGAGCAUGAAGGAGGUGGGAGGAUACAUAGAGAAACAGGUGGCAUUUCUGUCGGGGGGCCGUGGGGAAGACUCCAGUGUCAUCAUCACCCUCCCUGAAUGCUCAGCUUUCAGCGACAUCCCAGAGGAAGCCUUGGCCAAAGUCUUUACGUACCUCACUCUCAUCCCUCGAACGAGGCAACCCGGAGUCAAAUUCAUCAUCAUUUUAGACCGUCGACUGGAUACAUGGGCCUCUAUCAAAACUGCACUUGCCAGGAUAGCAGCUUCCUUUCCUGGGAACCUCCACCUGGUCUUGGUGCUCCGACCCACCAGCUUCUUCCACCGCACUGUUACGGACAUUGGCUUUCGCUUCAGCCAAGAGGACUUCAUGCUCAAGAUGCCAGUGGUGAUGCUGAGCUCUGUCACAGACCUGCUGCGCUAUAUUAGUGAGAACCAGCUGACGUCAGAGUUUGGAGGCACUUUGGACUAUUGUCAUAGUGACUGGAUUGUUUUACGAACGGCUAUUGAAAGUUUUGCUGUAACAGUCAAAGACAUUGCACAGAUGCUACAGGGCUUUGGUACCGAGCUGGCAGAGACAGAGCUGCCCGUAAAGGGGAAGGCCAUUGAGUAUCUUCUUGAAUCUCAAACUGACAAGUACAGGAAACUCAAGGAUGCAAUCAGGUCAGUGUCAAAGGAGGGUCGUCAUCUUCUCUCCAGCCUGGAGACCUCUGGGAAGGAAGAUGAAUCCCAGUGGGAUGUGAAGCUGGACUGGGAGACAGUACAGAGGCUUCUCGCCCAGCUCAGAGACAUGGAGUUGGCCUUUGAUGGCUUCUUUGAGAAGCAUCAUCUGAAACUCCAUCAGUACCUGCAGUUGGUCAGAUAUGAACAAAGCUUUCAGGAGCUGGAGCUGUGUCUAGAUCAUCUGAUGGCUCAGGAGAGGGAGCUGUCUAUAUCUGUAGACACGCUGGCUGAAACAGAACAGGCACUCAAAAGGCUGGACGGUCUGGAAUCUAACGCACAGGAGGUGGUGGCUCGUGCUCAGAUCAUCAUCCUUCAUGGACACCAGCUAUCAGCCAGUCACCACUACGCCAUGGCUCUCAUUAUGCAGCGCUGCAACGAGCUGCGCCACUACUGUGAUACACUCAAUGCUGCUCUCAAGACCAAACACUCUCGUCUUCUGCACAAACACCAGCUGCUGCUUUGUCUUGGACAGGCCCAAACUUGGUGUGAUGAUGGAGCGUAUCUGCUGGCCAAUCAGCUGGUAGAAAAGUUCCAGUCUAAGGAGGGGGCCCUGGUUGCCUUAAGGGAUAUUGGGAAGUUUCUGGAGGGGGCGCCAUCCUUGCUGAGCUCAGGACCUGACAUCUUGGCCAUUGAAUAUGAGGCUGUCAUCACACCUCAUCUGCAGGCCCAGAUUGGGAAAACAUUUGAGAAGCAUGCGGCAGUGCAGCAGAUGAUCCAGAACCGACAGGCUUGUCUGAGGAAGCUGGCCGAUAAACAUGUCCGACCGGUCCAACUGGUGGCCCCCAGGUCUGAAAACCCACCCCGCUCCAAGUCCCCGCUCUUCUCCCCCAAGCAUGUCGAUGGUUUAAAGUUCACAUUCGACCUCUCUCUGCCUGGGAAGAGAGGAUCCCGAAAGAGCCCCAACCCUAGAAAAAUAGAGGUGAUUCAUGACUACCAGGAGAGCCGGAGCUGUGUGUCAUACAGUCUGGAUGGAGAGGAAAGCCCAGAUCUCUUGAAGCGCCAUGUGAUGAGGGAACUCAUAGAGACCGAAAGAAUCUAUGUGGAGGAGCUGCUGUCGGUGCUGCUGGGUUACAGGGCUGAGAUGGACAAGCCCGCUCUGUCGGGGCUUCUGCCACCAAUCCUGCGCAGCAAGAGAGACAUCCUCUUUGGAAACAUGCCUGAGAUCUACAAUUUUCACAGCAGGGUCUUCCUUCAGGACCUUGAAGGAUGCCUGGAGGCUCCUGAGGGUGUGGGAGCUUGUUUUCUGGAGCGGAAAGAGAGUUUCCAAAUGUAUGAAUGCUACUGUCAGAAUAAGCCACGCUCUGAGGCGCUGUGGAGACAAUUCUCAGACUGUGCCUUCUUUCAGGAAUGUCAAAAAAGGCUGGAGCACAAACUGGGCCUGGAUUCCUACCUGUUGAAACCGAUCCAACGCCUCACGAAAUACCAGCUGCUGCUUAAGGAGCUGCUAAAAUAUAGUACAGAUUGUGAGGGGACUUCUGAACUGCAGGGGGCACUCACGGCCAUGCUGGACCUGCUCAAAUCAGUCAAUGACUCCAUGCAUCAGAUAGCCAUCACAGGAUAUGAGGGUGACAUUUGCGAGCUGGGCCGUGUGUUGAUGCAGGGCUCGUUCAGUGUGUGGAUCAGCCAUAAGAAAGGUCCCACACGCAUGAAGGAGCUGACUCGCUUCAAGCCAAUGCAGAGACACCUCUUCUUGUACGAGAGAGCUCUGCUCCUCUGCAAGCGGAGGGAGGAGCAUGGAGACGGCUGCGACAAGACCCCCUCGUACAGCUUCAAGCACUGUCUAAAGAUGACUGCUGUGGGGAUCACAGAGAACGUCAAGGGAGAUGUGAAAAAGUUCGAGAUCUGGUACAGUGGCAGGGAGGAAGUGUACGUGGUUCAGGCUCCUACAGUGGAAGUGAAGAUGGCAUGGCUCAAUGAGCUGCGCAGAAUCUUAACUAACCAGCAGAAGCUGCUUAGAGAUGAAGCAUGUCAACAUGGCCAAAUGGUUGAACGCAUGCAGCUUUCUCCACCACUCUCUGAGAGCAAGCAGCAGAGGGCAUCAGUGAGCUCAGAGGACACAGAGUCGGGGAGGAGCAGUCCAGACCCCCAGCCUCACUCCCCUAAACACAAGCAGAACCGCAGGAGUUGGCCGGGAGCUCAUCACUCGGUAGACAUCUGCGAGGGUCUGGAGGAGUGGCCUGGAGGUCGGGACGCUUUCCACCCAUCUGACACAGAGGAGAGGGUUAUGGUGCAACUGUCUCCAGGCAGAUACAGGGCUUUGGCCGAUUGUCUUCAAAAUGGACCAGACAUCAUCACCAUCAAAUGUGGAGACGUCAUCCAACUGCAGUGUGAAGACAGCAAUGGACGCUGGCUGGUGAAAAAUUUGAGUCGGCGACAAGAGGGCUUCGUAGCAGCUGCCAGCCUGCAGCUGAUUAUAGGAGACAGCAGCCGAGGACACUCCUCCAGACUAGGGGAUCCAGGGAACCUGAAGGCGAGAAAGCUCAGCUCCCCGUAGAGAAGAAAGCACAGAACGUGAGUCUAAUAUUUACCCGUGGAUGAUGAACAGACAGAAGGAACAGA